Messenger RNA from Medicago truncatula (barrel medic), 1300 nucleotides. Its product is annotated as protein MAINTENANCE OF MERISTEMS. Gene Ontology annotation, biological process: meristem development; meristem maintenance. Lineage: Eukaryota; Viridiplantae; Streptophyta; Magnoliopsida; Fabales; Fabaceae. The coding region runs from base 156 to 1217 and encodes 353 amino acids. The record is from RefSeq and is a predicted model, not a curated record. The transcript has 2 exons.
AAGCUCCAUGUGGUUAAACCGAUUAAUCAUGGGCCAAGAUCCUCACUCUCGGACGCCCAAACGGGAAUGAGAAUUGGUUUUGGGAUCCGCUUAGGCAGAGCGGGUUACAUGACUUGGUUUACUUGGGGUACUCCACCGUGCCUCAUGCCCUGCUGAUGACUUUAUGCGAGAGGUGGCAUCCUGAGACCAGCACCUUUCACAUGCCCAUGGGGGAGAUGACUGUGACAUUGGAUGAUGUUGCAUGUCUCACGCAUCUUCCGAUUGAGGGGCGGAUGUUGAGUCAUGGGAAGAAGAUGCCGAAACAUGAGGGAGCGGCACUACUUAUGAGGCAUCUGGGUGUGUCGCAGCAGGAGGCGGAAAAGAUUUGCGGGCAGGAGUACGGUGGGUACAUUAGUUACUCGAGGCUGAGGGACUUUUAUACCACGUACCUUGGUAGGGCCAACUUAUUGGCUGGUAAGGAGGAUCCAGAGGAGCUUGAGGAGCUGGCGAAGGUUAGGACUUACUGCGUCCGGUGUUACCUUCUCUACUUGGUCGGAUGCUUGUUGUUUGGCGAUAGAAGCAACAAGCGCAUCGAGUUGAUAUAUCUGACGACCAUGGAGGACGGCUACGCAGGGAUGCGUAAUUAUUCCUGGGGAGGGAUGACAGUCGCUUACCUAUAUGGCGAGUUAGCUGAUGCAUGUAGGCCUGGAGACAGAGCUCUUGGGGGGAGCGUGACACUACUCACCGCAUGGUUUUUGGCGCAUUUUCCUGGGAUUUACAGUGUUGAUCCCAACACUGACUACAUGGAAAACUAUCCGGUUGCAGCGAGGUGGAAGCUCCAGAAGGGUCACGGGGAGGGGGUCACGUAUCGGUCACUGCUUGAUCGUAUACAGUUUGAUGACGUAUGCUGGAGGCCUUACGAGGAGCACAGGGAGAUGCAGGACUUUGAGGAGGUUUUCUGGUAUUCUGGCUGGAUUAUGUGCGGUGUCCGUAGGAUGUACCGUCACUUGCCCGAGAGGGUUUUGAGGCAGUACGAAUACGUCCAGACCAUCCCCAGACAUCCGACUGAUGUUGCAGACCUCCGACCGCCUUACAUUGUGCAGGCGUUCGUCGACUUCCGCACUCACACGCUUAAGGCGAACGAUUGGGGUGAGCAGACAUGGCGGAUGGCUAUGUCCUAUGGUACACUAGGGUGUCUCACCCUCAGAUCUUGCCACCUCUUCCAGGAGAUAUUAUGAGGCCUGCAAAUGAAGAGCAGAUCAUUGCAGACCAGUGGGAGCGGUAUGAGGCGAGAAGCUCGCCUGAUACCUAUGACAUGGUU